AUGCGGGGAGGAGGGUUCCCGUGCCGUGCCAGGCCUUCGCAGGCUGAAGGGGCUCCACCGCGGCCCGAGCCCCCCCACGGCCACGACGCCGAGGCCGCUCGGGGAGAGCCACGCGCCUCGCCGGCAAGGCGCGAGCUGUGGAAAUUUGGGCCGUGGGGUCCGUGGCUCACGCUGGGCCCGAAGAGCGGAUCUCGACUCGGCAGGAGAGCCCUCCAGGAGAAGGCGGGGGGGGGGGGGGGGCUCAGGAGUUACUUGCGAGGACCUCCGGGCGACCACCGCUGCAGCCCGGGGCAAGGGCUUCAGCGGCUCCUCCCGAAUGCGAGACGCCCCGGCGGGCGGCUCUGCCUCCGGGGGGAAGCCGGCAGCACCGCGCUGACGGGGCCCGAUCCUGCUCUGGGCAGCGGCCCGGGGGCCCCGUCCGUGCGGUGCCUGCCUCCCGGCUGGCUGCGCCCAUCCCCUCGGGGCUCCGCUCCCGGGAAUCGGGAACUCCCCCCGCCCCCGAGGCUGUCCCGCACCCUCAGCGCCGCUCCCAGCCCCCCGCCCCCCCACCUCAGGGCACUCCCGGCCGCUGGGCUCCCCCAACCCCUCGGAGGACUCUCUUCUUCUUCGCCCCCCCCCACCUCCGCGGACCAGCCGCCCCCGCCGGCGGGGGCCGUCCCGACUGGGUCGCCCGCAGAACCCCGGCGCCAACCGCCCCCCCAGCCCCGGCCCCCGGGCAACGGGGGCUUUGUAUGGAAUCCCAUUCAAACCACGCCAUAA
Molecule: messenger RNA, 759 nt
Organism: Aquila chrysaetos chrysaetos
Lineage: Eukaryota; Metazoa; Chordata; Aves; Accipitriformes; Accipitridae
Product: basic salivary proline-rich protein 2-like
Exons: 1
Coding region: 1-759 (252 amino acids)
Source: RefSeq, a predicted model, not a curated record